This is a messenger RNA of Calliphora vicina (urban bluebottle blowfly), 1488 nucleotides long. It is a transcript of the gene ND-42, whose product is annotated as NADH dehydrogenase (ubiquinone) subunit ND-42. Gene Ontology annotation, cellular component: cytoplasm. The transcript is spliced from 4 exons. Lineage: Eukaryota; Metazoa; Arthropoda; Insecta; Diptera; Calliphoridae. Gene Ontology annotation, biological process: mitochondrial electron transport, NADH to ubiquinone. The coding region runs from base 65 to 1261 and encodes 398 amino acids. The record is from RefSeq and is a predicted model, not a curated record.
CAUUUUGACACUUCAACGAAGUUCAUUUUUUGUCGUCGAAGUAAAAAGCAUUUUUAAGGGAAAAAUGACUGCCGUUUUCAGAGUAGGCCUAAUCCGCCUUUGCUCACGCAAUGCCCCCGCUGUACCAGCUGCCAUGGCCCAGCAGCGCUUUAUUUCGGGCAAGACUAUGCGCGGCGGUCCCCGUGUUGUCACCCACAAACCCUUUCCCUACAAAGAGAAGGAGUAUGGCGUUUUCCAGUCCAUGGUAGACAAGACGACAAAACGCUUAAAUGAGAAUUCCAAAAUCAUUUGUGUUGAGGGACCUAUUGCUGCCGGCAAGAGUAAAUUUGCCAAAGAAUUGGCCGAAGAAUUGGAAAUGUUGUAUGUACCCGAGGCCAAUAUGGAUAUGUUCUAUAUCAAUUCCUAUGGUUAUGAUUUACGCAAAUUGGAUCCUCAAUUACCGGAAAAUUGCCGCUCCUAUGAUGUGGUGAAUUUCUGCAAAGAUCCCAAUCAUUCUUUGGCUGCCGCCUUCCAAAUACGCAUGUAUAUGUUGCGUUAUGAACAAUACAUUGAUUCGUUGGCUCAUUUGUUGUCCACCGGCCAGGGUGUUGUGAUGGAUCGCAGUUGUUUCUCGGACUUUGUGUUCUUGGAGUCCAUGUUCAGACAGGGUUAUAUAUCCAAGGGUGCCCGUUCGGUGUAUCAUGAGUUGAGACAAAAUACCAUCAACGAAUUGUUGAGACCACAUUUGGUCAUCUAUUUGGAUUUGCCCGUUGAGGCUGUGAAGCAACGCAUUAAGGCCCGCAACAUUGACUACGAAGUCAACUCCAAAGUCUUUAAUGAUGCCUAUUUGCGCGAUAUGGAAAAUAUCUACAAGCAGCAAUACUUGAAGGACAUUGCCACUCAUGCUGAGCUCUUGAUCUACGAUUGGACCGCUGGCGGUGAGACCGAAGUCGUUGUUGAAGAUAUCGAACGUAUUGAUUUCGAACGUUUCGACGAAGAUCCCUUGGAAAAGAAAAUGAAAGAUUGGCGUUUGCCCAACGAGGGUGAAUGGUGCGAGGCACGCAUCAAAUACUGCAGCGACAAGCCCGAUUUAAUGAACUACUUCAAUGUGCCACGUUACGAUGUACCCGAAUUGUUGCGUGAUGCUGACAGCAGCAAGCAAUGGCGUGAUGUGUGGUUUAAUGCCCCCGGCAUGAAAUAUCGCCCUGGCUACAAUGAGGAUAUGGGUGACAGUGGCUUGCUUACCAAAACUAAAACUAAUUACCUUAAUAAUGCCGUUUAAACAAUUCUAUUUAAUUUGAAGUAAUUUGUAUUUUAGUUAAAGGAAAUUUUGAAAGCCAUGAAGAUGGCUAAAGUCUAAAUAAAUCUGUGUUAAACAUUCUAUGAAGUAGCAGUAAUAAUUAUGGAAGAAAUUGAACAAAAAAAGUCAGCAAACUGUAAAACAUGAAAAAACGAGAGAGUUUUAAUAAAGAAAUCUAAAUAAUUUUAAAGGAAUUUAACAUUGGAAAA